GCCGCACGCCCCGCAAGUUUUGGACCGCUCGUUUUCGAGUUCCGCGAGUUGUCCGGCAAGGUGCGGCAAGGCGAGCAGCGGAAGGUGGAGAACGAGUACCCGCGACGAGUCGCUUCGAGCCGCUUCGAGCCGCUUCGAGCACUCCCGGCGUCCCAACCGCUCCCGAUCGGCUCCGGUCUCGGCGCGUCGACCGCCGCGCGCGCGCGCGAGCGAAGAACGAAGAGAGAUAGAGCGGACGAAGGAGAGACCGAGGGCGAGAGAGAGAGAGAAAGAGAGAGAGAGAGCGAGAGAGCGAGCGCGAGCGCGAACGGGCCGCUGGAUGUGUGGGCGAGACAGAGACGGGGCUUGAGAGCGAAAGGCGAGAGGGAGCGAGGGAGCGAGAGAGAGAUCGAGUGAACGAGCGAGAAAGAGAGGUGGUGCACUGCGUGGCUGGUGCGAGACUGAGCGUGUGUGAUUGUUGUGUUUCUCCGAGGGCCGAGAAUUUGUUUCUCGGGCCGCCGCUUUCAGUUUUGGGGAGGUCUUUCGUUUAGGUUAACUCCGGGCCCACCGCCAUGUCGUCGUACAUCCAGGUCGCGGAGGACGAGGGCGAGGAGCCCAUCGAGCUGCCCACCGAGGACGAUAGCACGCUCCUCCUGACCACCCUGGCCGCCCAGUUCCCCGGGACCUGCGGCCUCAAGUACCGCAACCCCGAGUCCCGGACUAUGCGCGGCGUCCGCCUCGUCGACGGUCGACUCCACGCCCCCGAGAACGGAUGGGGCAAGGCCGUCUACUUCUGUGUCUUUCCCAAAGAGAACAAAAGAAAGUCUGACGACAAUUUGGAAAAUUCAACGGCCAAGACCAAAAGAAUGGAGACAAAGUUGCGCUGCACCGACCUGAUAGUGCUCGGACUGCCAUGGAAGACCAGCGAGCAGAAUUUGCGAGAAUAUUUCGAGACCUUCGGCGAGGUUCUAAUGGCACAGGUGAAGAAAGAUGCAAAAUCGGGACAGAGCAAAGGAUUUGGCUUCAUAAGGUUCGGAAGUUACGAGUCCCAAUUGAGAUGCCUUGCUCAGAGGCACAUGAUCGACGGAAGAUGGUGCGACGUCAAGGUUCCUAAUAGCAAGGAGGGCAUGAUUCAGCAGGUGCCGUGCAAGGUGUUCGUGGGCAGGUGCACGGAGGACCUGACGGCGGACGACCUGCGCGACUACUUCAGCAAGUUCGGCGAGGUGACGGACGUGUUCAUCCCGAAGCCGUUCCGCGCGUUCUCGUUCGUCACCUUCCUAGACCCGGAGGUGGCGCAGUCGCUCUGCGGGGAGGACCACAUCAUCAAGGGGGUGUCGGUGCACGUGUCGAACGCCGCCCCCAAGUCCGAGGGCAACAACCGCAACUUCAACAACCAGAUGAACUCGAACGCGCGGGCCCGCGGCAUGCCGGGCCCGGUGGAGAACAACGCCCAGGGCAGCUACCAGGGCAACCGGUACAUGGGCCACUCGGGCAACAACAUGGGCCCCAACGGCUGGAACAACCCGGGCAACCGGGCCAACAUCGACAUGCCCAACCUGCAGGCGCUCGGCAUCACCGGGCAGAACAACGGGGGCGGCGGCGGCGCCGCCGGGGGCGGGGGCAUGUCCAACCCCCUCGCCAUGGGCAGCCUCAACCUCUCGGCCCUGCCCGUCAACCCCGCCCUGGUGGCCGCCGCCCUCAACCAGGCCUCCUGGGGCCUCAUCGGCAACCUGCAGAACCAGGGCAGCGAGCAGGGCUACUCGAACCAGCCGGGCCCGCCCGGCCCGCCCGGCCCGCCCGGGCAGCCGCCCUCCGGGAACAACAGCGCGGCCGCGGCCGCCGCCGCCGCCGCCGCCGCCGCCAACUCCGGCUUCCUCAGCUGGAUGAACCAGGCGGGCGGCGCCGACGGCGGCGCCGCCGGCAACCCCGGCACCGCGGGCCCCGGCCCCGGGCCCGCCGGCCCCGGCCCGGGGCCCGGACCCAACAACCCCAACCCCUCCCAGGCCGCCUGGCAGAACCACCCCGGCCAGCGCGACCAGAAGUCCAACACCUUCCUCAAGUACGAGUAGGCCUCCCCGGCUCCC
Molecule: messenger RNA, 2063 nt
Organism: Orussus abietinus
Lineage: Eukaryota; Metazoa; Arthropoda; Insecta; Hymenoptera; Orussidae
Gene: TBPH
Product: TAR DNA-binding protein 43
Exons: 4
Coding region: 552-2048 (498 amino acids)
Biological process (GO): regulation of gene expression
Cellular component (GO): nucleoplasm
Molecular function (GO): RNA binding
Source: RefSeq, a predicted model, not a curated record